AUGUGCGCCGAAACCUUCGAGAAGUGGUUUCAAGAUGUUCUUCCUCCGCUUCAGGAAAAUGCAGUUAUUGUUCUUGAUAACGCGCCGUACCAUUCUCGGAGAAAACAAAAAGUUCCCAAUGCGAAUUCCAAUAUGCACCAAAUAUCAGAGUGGCUAAAAUCUAAAAACAUCGAUUUCGAAGACGGUAUGUUGAAGAAAGAACUUUUAGAUACAGUUAAAAAUCACAGAACAGCGCACAGCGAAUACGCAAUAGAUGAAAUUGCGAAUAAUGCAGGGAAAACAGUUCUCAUAAUUCCUCCGUACCACUGUGAAUUAAACACCAUCGAGUUAGUGUGGGCCAAAAUCAAAGGCUAUGUUGCAGUGAAAAACAAAACAUACAAAAUGCCGGAAGUUAAAGUACUGCUAGAAGAAGCAGUAAGAACAGUGACUGCAGAGGAUUCGAACAAGUGCGUCCUCCAUGUCGUAGAAAAAGUGGAAACUCAAAUGUGGAAAUUAGACUGCAUUAUAGAGGAGAGAGAGGAGCGGUUUGUUAUAAAUCUCAAUGGAAACAGUUCAAGUUCGACAGAGUGA
Schistocerca cancellata (South American locust) is the source of this 570-nucleotide messenger RNA. RefSeq lists its product as uncharacterized. NCBI's taxonomy places the organism in Eukaryota, Metazoa, Arthropoda, Insecta, Orthoptera, Acrididae. Gene Ontology annotation, molecular function: nucleic acid binding. Bases 1 to 570 code for a protein of 189 amino acids. The transcript has a single exon. The record is from RefSeq and is a predicted model, not a curated record.